Messenger RNA from Myotis davidii, 2585 nucleotides. It is a transcript of the gene OSBP2, whose product is annotated as oxysterol binding protein 2. Gene Ontology annotation, cellular component: intracellular membrane-bounded organelle; cytosol; membrane. The record is from RefSeq and is a predicted model, not a curated record. Gene Ontology annotation, molecular function: cholesterol binding. The annotation marks the transcript as partial. The transcript has 14 exons. Lineage: Eukaryota; Metazoa; Chordata; Mammalia; Chiroptera; Vespertilionidae.
UCGCAGCCGCAGCCCCAGAAGACGCCUCCGCCGAGGCCGGGGUACAAACCGGAACCGGACCUGCAGCCGGGGCCCCGGCAAGAGUUGGGCCCACGUGUAGGGGAAGGACAGCCCCCCAAGGCCUCAUCUGGAAGGCCGCCGGCGCCCGUGGGGAGCGUGCCCUCUACCAGACCCGAGUCAGGGUCGCAGCCCGCGUCAAAGCCCCCAGCUCUUCCGCAACCAGGACCGCUGAGGGUGUCUUACGGGGUCCCAAUUGCCGGGGCCGGCACCGCCUCCACCGCCCCGAAGGCCUUGGUGCCGCUGGACAACUUCAAGGGCUGGCUCUUCAAGUGGACCAACUACCUGAAGGGCUACCAGCGUCGCUGGUUCGUGCUCAGCAACGGCCUGCUGUCGUACUACAGAAACGAGGGCGAAAUGGCCCACACCUGCCGGGGCACCAUCAACAUGUCCACCGCGCACUUUGACAGGGAGGAUUACUGCAGCAUCGUGCUGACCAGUGGGGCCAAGACCUACCACCUCAAGGCCGGCUCGGAGGUGGAGCGGCAGCAGUGGAUCACCGCCCUGGAGCUGGCCAAGGCCAAGGCUGUCCGCAUGAGGAGGAGCCAUUCAGAUGACUCUGGGGACGAGGACGACGACGAGGCCGCCUCCCCCGCUGACAAGGCGGAGCUCCAGAGCACCAUCAAGAACCUCUCCCUGAAGCUCGAUGACCUCGGCACGUGCCACGACCUCCUCGCCAAGCACGGCGCCGCGCUGCAGCGCUCCCUGAGCGAGCUGGACGGCCUGCGCAUCCCCUCUGACGGCAGCGAGAAGCUCAAGGCGGUGAACGAGCGGGCCACCCUCUUCCGCAUCACGUCCAAUGCUAUGAUCAACGCCUGCAGGGACUUUGUGGCACUAGCAGAGGCACACAGCCGGAAAUGGCAGCGGGCGCUGCAGUAUGAGCAGGAGCAGCGCAUUCACCUGGAGGAGACCAUCGAGCAGCUGGCCAAGCAGCACAACAGCCUCGAGCGGGCCUUCCGCAACAGCCUGCCCGGCCGGUCCUCUGACCCCAGCAAGAACUUCAACUCGGAAAGCCUCUUGACUUCCAAGGAAGAGGACAGUGAGGAAGAUGAGGAUACGGAGUAUUUCGACGCCAUGGAAGACUCCACCGCCUUCAUCACUGUGAUCACCGAGGCCAAGGAGGACAGAAAAACUGAGGGUGGGACCACAGGCCCUGUGGACUGGACCCCGGCAGACAAUGUACAGGAUGGCGCUUCACUCAUGCCCAAGGGCCCCCCCAAAGUCAAGAGGCGUGUCCGCAUCCCAGACAAGCCCAACUACAGCCUUAAUCUCUGGAGCAUCAUGAAGAACUGCAUCGGCCGGGAGCUCUCCAAGAUCCCCAUGCCGGUCAACUUCAACGAGCCCCUGUCCAUGCUCCAGCGGCUGACGGAGGACCUGGAGUACCACCACCUGCUGGACAAGGCGGUGCACUGCACCAGCUCGGUGGAGCAGAUGUGCCUGGUGGCCGCCUUCUCCGUGUCCUCCUACUCCACCACGGUGCACCGCAUCGCCAAGCCUUUCAACCCCAUGCUCGGGGAGACCUUCGAGCUGGACCGCCUCGAGGACAUGGGCCUGCGCUCACUCUGCGAGCAGGUGAGCCACCACCCUCCAUCAGCCGCGCACCACGUGUUCUCCAAGAACGGCUGGAGCCUCUGGCAGGAGAUCACCAUCUCCAGCAAGUUCCGGGGCAAAUACCUCUCCAUCAUGCCGCUAGGUGCCAUCCACUUAGAAUUUCAGGCCAGUGGCAAUCACUACGUGUGGAGGAAAAGCACCUCAACUGUGCAUAACAUCAUCGUGGGCAAGCUCUGGAUCGACCAGACGGGGGACAUUGAGAUCGUGAACCAUAAGACCAAGGACCGGUGCCAGCUGAAGUUCCUGCCCUACAGCUACUUCUCCAAGGAGGCGGCCCGGAAGGUGACAGGCGUGGUGAGUGACGGCCAGGGCAAGGCCCACUACGCGCUGUCAGGCUCGUGGGAUGAGCAGAUGGAGUGCGCCAGGAUCGUGCAGAGCAGCCCUGGCGUGGACGGCGUGGACGGCAAGCGUAAGACCGUGUACCAGACGCUGCCGGCCAAGCUGCUGUGGAAGAAGUACCCGCUGCCGGAGAACGCCGAGAACAUGUACUACUUCUCCGAGCUGGCCCUGACCCUCAACGAGCACGAGGAGGGCGUGGCGCCCACGGACAGCCGGCUGCGGCCCGACCAGCGGCUGAUGGAGAAGGGGCAGUGGGACGAGGCAAACACGGAGAAGCAGCGGCUGGAGGGGCCCACCACCCGCUGUGCCCGCCCCGCAGAGAAGGAGACCGAGGUGCACACGCCGCUCUGGUUCGAGAGGAGGCUGGACCCGCUGACCGGGGAGACGGCCUGCAUGUACAAGGGCGGCUACUGGGAGGCCAAGGAGAAGCAGGACUGGCACAUGUGCCCCAACAUCUUCUGAACGCCGCCUCCUGCCCACCAGGCUCCGCCCGGCCGGACCCACCUGUAGUGAACGCACUCCAUGUAGUACUUACGGCCCUCCCACCCCCCUUUGUUCUUUCCUUUUUUUUUUUUUUA